This is a messenger RNA of Centropristis striata (black sea bass), 3322 nucleotides long. Its product is annotated as metallo-beta-lactamase domain-containing protein 1-like. The record is from RefSeq and is a predicted model, not a curated record. The coding region runs from base 82 to 744 and encodes 220 amino acids. NCBI's taxonomy places the organism in Eukaryota, Metazoa, Chordata, Actinopteri, Perciformes, Serranidae. The transcript has 2 exons.
GGCGCUAGCACCUAAUAGUUGUUAUUGCAACCCACCAAAAACAAAAACAAAGCAGAGUAAGCGCCUGUCCAUGCUGCUACAAUGGGGACAGACAGUAAAGUUUUGUGUGGUCAGUUUCAAACUGUCCCUCUGUCCGAGUCUCAGUUGGACUUCCCCGGUCAGCCGUACUCCGUGUCCGUCCUGAAACCCGGGUACUGUCUCCCUCAGACCGACGGGACGUUCAAGGCCGACGGAACCAUCACGCUUAUAACGGGACCCAGGACUAUUCUGGUGGACACCGGGGGGCCGUGGGACCGGGACUUUCUCCUAACGACACUGAGACAGAGGGGACUACAACCGGGGGACAUUGACGUGAUCGUGGGGACUCACGGACAUUCAGACCACGUAGGAAAUCUGAGUCUUUUCUCCACGGCGCUGAUGAUUGUGGGGUUUGAUGUCAGUGAAGGGGACACGUACCGUCCCAACAAGCUGGCAGAGGGACACGCGUACUGCAUUGAUGAGUAUAUAUCUGUAGUUCCCAGUCCAGGCCACACAGGACAGGACGUCAGCGUCCAGGUGACGGGAACCUCAGCCGGCACAGUGCUCGUUGCAGGGGACUUAUUUGAGUGCUGCGCAGAUGAGGACAGCUGGAGGGAUCUGAGUAUGAACACUGCAGUGCAGGAGGUCAACCGCCAGGAGGCGCUGUGUACCGCCGAUGUCAUCAUACCGGGACAUGGACUCCCGUUUAGAGUCCUCAGGAACUGAUGAACCACCUCUGGAGUCACUGGGUGCAUCUCAUGGUGCUUACUUUAUGUCUCCUUGCUCCUCGAUCCUUGCUUGAACAUGAAGUUGUGUGAGGGUGUUGUCUUUGCAACUAUCUCAAACCCCAUUUUUGCUAACUUUUCCUCUCUCCUCGCCUGGUUUUUAUUGCUUAAAAAGACACAAGAAAAGAUGCAAGCGAAGGAAACGUGGAGGCAAUUAAGAGACAUGAGAUGCACCCAUAGAUCUUUUUUACUGCAGGUAUUUUGUCUUAUAAAAGCAGGGAAACUACUUUCACUAACAAUGGCUCAGUUUCAUUAAAGUUCACCUAAAUGGAAUACAGUCAUUGUAACGUUAUCAAUAAAUCUGGGAUUUCCUGCUAUAACAAGCCAAAACUCUGCUGGGUUAUGUAAGGACAUGAGUUGACUGAUUAAAGGUGGAGUUUUAUAACUUAACUGGACCUGUAUCAUCAUAGUGAAAGCUGACUGUUGUCAUUCCAAGCAAGUCAACACAGACUGAUUAACCCUUUGAACCGGGAUCGAAACGUAUGUUCUCGCCAAAAAUUCACAGUUUUUCAUGGAAAGAAAAUGAAAAAUCAACAACAGACAUUAUGGUUUAAAUUGAAAAUUUCCAACAGCCCCCAGAUCAUAGGUUAAAAAAGCUUUAUUCUACAUGUCUCAUUUAAAAUGUUGCCAAUAAACAGUUUGGAAUAACUAGAUGCUGUUAAAACAUAAAAUUCUGCACUCCUCAACAACACUGUGCAGCCAUGAUUGAUUCUGCUGAGACAACAAUUAUGUGACAAAUAUUCACUAAAAACUGCACUGACAGCUUGCUGUUUACACAGAGCAGAGAGGAGAGGACAGGAGAGGUUGUAAAAAAAAAAUUCAAUAUGUAUAAUACUACUACUAAUACUCAUAAUAAUACUACUAAUAUAAUAAUGUGGAGACCCAAUUUCUUUGCCCAACAUUUAUGACACUUGCAGGCCCUUAUAAAGGUGUUGUUGUUUUUUAAUGAUUUUUUUUUUUUUUUUUACUUGUGCACAAAGGACAUUUCUGAGUUGUUCAAACUUCUAGCCAUGAUCGAGCUGAUUCCAUAGAGCUGCAGGACUCUAUAUAUUAGAGUGAAAUACAAGGCCACAGUGAGUAAAAUGUAAAAAGAGCACAAAAAAAACACACACCCUGAAACAGCUUGUUGGGGUUGGCGGCAGUUUUAAGGCUCUCCAGGAUGUACAGGACCCAGGGCAUGAUGGGAAACAAGUUGACAAUAAGUUGACAAUAUGGUGUUUUAAAGAAAACCUUUAAAUGAGAGAGAUUAAAUCUCAUUUGUGUGAUUUGAAGGUUUAUUUUGUUAACAGGACACGUGUGUCUAAUGGUGAUGUUUAAUAGUCAGAAGGACACUUUACCGAUCAUAAAACUAACUGUAAAUCAGCCUAACCCUCUCAAACAAUCCAAACAGCAGCAAACUAAUGAAUUAAUGUCAAAUGUAGGUUGAACCAUGAGCAGAAAUCACUUUUCCAAUUUGCAUACAAAGUGAUAACAUUUUAAUCAGAUCUAACAGGAUGUGAGUGUCUGUGUGACUUCCUGUACAGACUCUUGUCUGCCUGCUGCUGCUGCCUGUCGCCCACUUUCCAGGCUGUGCUCUGCUCAACCACAACAAGCCUUUUAUUGUGCAUUUUUUUUGACAACUAGUUCAACAUUUUUGUAUGUAAUGACUCAAGCAAUGAAAUGAGGACUAUUAGUUUUAUAUGGAAUGACUAUUCAGCAUUCACAAGUAUAGUUAAUUUUGACUGACAUGACAUAAGCAAUUAUAAUGUUAUAAGACAGCAGAGAGUUGUAUGAAAGCAAUUGAUGCAUGUCCAAAAGCAUUUGCAAUGUGUUGAAAGGAAUGAGAAACUAUGAUGAGCUCAAAUGACUAAAUGUUGUGCAGGUUGAACUAACUGUUUUGCAAAUGUAAAGAGUGAUGUGAGAAAUGCACCAAAGUGACUGAGAAACACUGUAUUAAUACAAUGUCAAUGUGAAAAUGUAACUGUGAAUAUAUUCUGUAGUUUACCUUGAUUCUUAAUCAUAUGAGGGAUGUGUAACAAACACUGUGUGAAUCUUACGGCCUCUGCAGCAUAGCACUGUGCACAAAGUCAUCUGAGGGCAGUGUUUUUCACAUUUCAUGAUGCAGUUUACUGGAAACAUCAUUUUCUCAGAAAACACGUGAUUGUCUGUAAAUCAAAAGUGAAAGUGUCUUUAUUCGCUCCAACCCCAUCAGAACAAAAGUCUCUAUCUAGCUCUGUCUACAUGAGAAGCCAUUCAGCUGUAACCACUGCAUUGAAAAGAAAUUCCUGCAAAGAGGAAAGCAUGUUUUUCCAUGGGUACAUCUCUUCUACAAGGAUGUGUUACUGUUUGUUAUUGUUUUGUCAGUCAGUUUUCUGUUAUGUGAAUGAUGGGAGGACCUGAAGACAAGAUGAGUAACAUAGCUACAAGAUGGUAACUGAUUAUCAAUGUAAUACGACACACUUCACAUCAGCAUCUCCAGCAACUCUCACCACAACCUGUUUUUUUGUGAACCUCUAAUAAAUUCACUGUAAUCACUCUUA